This is a messenger RNA of Linderina pennispora, 177 nucleotides long. RefSeq lists its product as uncharacterized. NCBI's taxonomy places the organism in Eukaryota, Fungi, Kickxellomycota, Kickxellomycetes, Kickxellales, Kickxellaceae. The transcript has 2 exons. The record is from RefSeq and is a predicted model, not a curated record. The coding region runs from base 1 to 177 and encodes 58 amino acids.
AUGGCUGACCAUACCAUGCAGCAGGUUAUUCGUGACAAGUUCAGAAACUCCACAUUUCCGACCAUCAUGCACCGGCUCAGGACCAUCAUGGACAGUGGCUGGAUUCUGGUCAUGGACCAGGGCAGAGUUGCAGGGUUUCGCUUGGUCGAGAGCAUGGAACUCAACAAGAGAUGCUGA